GAACUACAUGUAGCUGGAAAGUGUGAACAUGUGUCAAUUUUUGUGUCGUAGCCGUUGUCACCGACUCUUAGUGGCCGCUGUUCUUCUUUAGGUCACCGUUUGCGCACUGUCACUUGUGGAGCUUUUAUUGUUUGUUUUAAAUAUAUACCAUGCACCCAUUUAGUCAUAAAUUUAAACUAGCCUGCUUAUGAGAGACGUAUGUUAAAGAAAGCAGUGUUUGAAAAUUAAUUUAACGUCGAUGUGCUGACCGGCAGGUGAAAACGUUAUGGAUAACUAACAAGUUGAGCCGCAGCGGAUUUUGGGAACCCCGCUGGAGGAGAAACGCUGGUCUGACCUUAUUGUAAUCACUGCGAUGACGACGGAGUCCUCAAAACCGCCUUUAGGGAGGAGAAUGAAGGCACAUGCUCCACCCCCACCACAGGUCCCUCAACCGGCUCCCCGUCACAUCUUCAGAAGCUCUGUACCUGAUGGAGGACGGACGUCAGCCGCUGAGGCCAAGGAGAACAUACUAAGGCCCACUGUGGAUUUACAGCUGACCCUACCACAAGGCAACCAGAUUUCUGUAACUGAGGAUGGAAGUAAAGCUCUGAUGGACUUACUGGUCGAGCUGUGUAGUUGUCACCACCUCAAUCCAGCACUACACACCCUGGAGCUACUGUCGCCUGAGGGCCACCCUUUGGGGUUCAAGCCCAACGUCCUCCUUGGCUCCCUCAAUGUGGCCUGUAUUCUCAUCAAGGAGAAAGUCUUGGAGGAGAAAGUGGCACGAAGACCAGCACCCAAAGUGCCAGAGAAAACUGUGCGUUUGAUGGUGAACUACCACGUCAGCCAGAAGGCGGUGGUACGAGUCAACCCGCUGGCUCCACUCCAGGCUCUGAUACCAGUCAUCUGUAAUAAGUGUGAGUUUGACCCUGAACGUAUCCUGCUUCUGAAGGACAGCAUCAGUCGUCACGAGUUGCCGAUGGACAAAUCUCUGACAGAGCUGGGGAUCAAGGAACUCUACGUGCAUGAUCAGAGUCUGGCUUUCCAGCCUAAAAUGGCUUCUGCACCUGCUCUUAACUACUCAGAUACAAUUUGCUCCAGUACUGCCAGUCUGGGAAGACCACAAAAGAAAGGCUUCCGAGGCAUCUUCCAGUUCAGCAGUAGGAAAUUCAAAACAGAGACAUCUAUGGACAUGGAUGACUGUGAUGAUAGAAUAAACCAAAACACAGACACACACACCAAUGGUCUGUCUACAGUGUCAGGCAUCCACAGCACAGAGGUUCAGCCUGGUACCUUGGGCCAGUCUCAGUCUGUUGUAAAUAUUCCCAGAAUGUCUUCUAAGAAUGAGACCAAGAAGAGAAGGGCCCCAGCACCACCUGGUGCCCUGACACCCAGCACGGGACACACAAGCUUUGAAAUCAGUCAGGUGGGCCUUGGUUCAGAAAGCCAGCAGAGAAAAAGAAAGGCUCCAGCUCCUCCUCCAACUCCAACUUCCAUCACCCAAGACUCUGACGACACUUCAACCCUUGCCUCUCCCACUCCCGAUAGCCACACUGAAAGACCCGCCCCAGCUUGCCGCACCAAGGUGGCACAGUCAACAACAGCCUCUGAUGCCUCUGUGGUGGUACAAACAGUAAAACCAUCUCCUUUAAAAAUAGCAAUACAGCCUCCGCCUGUGUGCCAUGCGACUCCGACUGCCAGUUCUCCAUCCCCAAGCAGCAGCACCACUGACAGCCUCGCUGUGCAGGAUUCCAGCUCUGAGCUCAGUCACAGCUUUGAUGACUCAGAUGCUGACCUGGAGCAGGCCGGGUCCCACUACAGCACCAGCAGUUCAGCAAAUGGCUCUGUGCAGGUGCGGCCCACUACAACAAGCACCAGCAGCAGGAUGGUGGAAUCAACAAGCAGUACACCUGCCCCAACAAAACAAGAUGUGAAAUCAGACAUCAGCUCCAGGUCAGACACGGAGUCGGCCCUAAAUCUGAAGCUGGAUGAAGUGGAGAACAACAGACAUAGCGCAAUAGGAAACAGUGAUCGACCAGUGCCUCCAAAACCUUGUCGUUCCCCAACCAGAGAGUCACCACAGCAUGUCCCACCCCCUACCUUGUCUGUCCCUCCCUCUUCCCCCUCUCCCGUUGGGCAUACAGACAGCAUCUCUCUACAGGAUUCCAUGGAGAUGAAGGAAGCAGCUCCCCAGUCUUGGCUUCAUUCCAUGCAGAGCUCCACAGCCAGUGGCCAGAAACAAGAAACUAAAUCGCCUGAGACUCUGUCUUUGGAUAGCAGCAGCAGUGGCAGCAGCUUGCGGGACAAUGGUUUUACAGCUGGUAUGGCAGAGGGCGAGGAUUCAGGCAUCGUCAGUUCCCUUUCUGAUACUCAGCCCACCUCCCCGGAAGGGAGUUUAUCCCUGGAUGGAAGAAGUGGAGGAGAGAAACUAAUGGGACCACAGCAGGACAUUUCCAGCGACAGCGAUGAGGGAUGCGCCACCUGGGGAUCGAUGCACAGGCACAAUGUCACCAGCACCCAGGCACAGUCAUUCAGCUCUAAAGAUGACUCAGAACUCACAAACCAGCUCCAUCAGACUCUGGCAGAUUUUGAAGGCAAACUUGCAGACCAUGUACAAAUUGUCUCAGGAAAAGAGUCCCUUUACACAAUUUCCACUAGCAGUGAUGAAGUGCCUGUGUCUGUAGUGGACAUGGAUGUGCCAGUUACAGCCAUAGAUGAGGUGCUGGAGGAGUAUGAACAUAAUAUUGUAGAACAUGAGGUGACAUCACCUACCAGGACUGAGGCUGUUGGCAGUGAAGGUUCAGCCUUUUGCCAGUCCAAUGUCGAGUCACAGAACAAAAACAACAAUGCUUAUACAGCUGCUGUCAGUGAUAAAAGAAGCACUGCAUAUGUCAAGCAGUUGUAUCAAUCAGAGCAGCACAGUACAUCAUGGGUGGACAAAUCUACAGGGGGUAAAAAGGAAGAAAAGAUACUAGAGGUUCAAAUGAAAGAGAUGAGUUUUGUCGAUACUAGAAGUGUGAAAGAGGAUAAACAAACAUUAGCAGUAAAAUCUAAUGUUGACCUACAGAAAGACGGCAAGAACGCUAAGAUCAUCCCUGAUCCUGUUAAAAGUAAAACUCAGUCGUUUCAGGUCAAAAAACCUGAUCCUCCACCAGCAAUUCGGAGAACAGUGUCUACAGAAAAAGAUGAGAUGGACAGAGGUCAUCCAGGCUACUCUAGUUCUAACUCUUCAUCUGGAAAAAUUACUCCCAACGUCACAUCACGCUUUGGUAUGAAAACAUUUACCGUGGUCCCUCCCAAACCCUCCAUCAUGCAUGAUGGUACGUCACAGUCAGCUGUCACAGUAACCCCUUGUGCCAUUAAAAUUGAUGAUCAAGGAAAUAUGGUGAGAGCGGGUCUCUCGCAUAAUAAUGUUAAACAGUCAUCUAAAUCAGAGAUUAAUGACUCUUCCCCUCUUCAUGAAAAAGCCAAAGCUUUUUGGAGCUCAAAUGAAAAACAAGAAAAUGCUGGGGCAGCAAUAAAAGGUCUGAUUGAUAAGACUAAGGACAGCGUAAAUGGCCUUGACAGUGCUCCUGCUGGUGGCCUGGAGGCCACAUUGAGGACCAGUAACACAGAGCACCAGAAAACACAGAGUACAGUUUCCAAGCCUGCAGAGAUGGUCCAGCUGAAAGUGGUGGUUGCAGAAGAAGGAGCUAAAGAGCCUGUGAAAGUUGUAAACAAAGAGUGGGCUGAGAUGGAGAACAAGAUUUCAAUGCCCAAAAAUGUUCAGCGGCCAAGUGAUAAACCUUCCCUUCCUCCUCCACUGCUUCCAGAAUUUAAAAGGGACCUGUCCUUCCUUAAACCAUCCAGACGAACCUCAAGCCAAUAUGUGGCAUCUGCCAUCUCUAAAUACACCCCAAAGAGCUCAGCUAAACCAAGCAACGUUCCUAAAGUCCCUGACUUCUCUCCAUCUACAAUAACAGAAGCUGGGGCUGGUUUCCAGAGAAGGGGUCGGUCUGUACAUGUGACUCCGCUCCAAUCUACCCCCUCAUCUUUAUCAGAUAAUAAGGAGAAUGUCUCCACUUCUACACCCAACCCCCCUGGUCCCAAGAGGUCUGUGAGCUACCCAGAGCAUGUGUCAGAUACUCAGAGAUCUUUUGGGGAAAUGAAAUUGGACAGGAGGGUGUUUGAAAAUUGUGCUGUAUCCUCCAAAGGAGGUUCUUCUGAUAUGUUGGACACUGAAACAGCAAAGAAUAAUCACUGUCAGUCCAAUGGAUCCACCCAGAUACGAUCGAAUGGCAGUAAUAGUGAAGAUCAUUUUAAACACGUUCGACCCAGAAGCCCCAGCCCUGCAACAAACAGUCCUCUGCACUCAUUGUGUAAACCACCCACAGCCCCAAAGAUCACAUCUCAAAGCCAUGGCUCGAAGGACACAACGAAGGCACCCACUCACCUAACCCCAGAUGACAAACUGCAGCCUUCAGUCCCAGUUUCACACAGUGAUGUGACCCCUGGACCUCCAGCAGUAACAGUGUUUGGGCCCAUUAAAAAGGUCAAGCCAGUCAUCUAUAGAUCUGUUGAAAAGGAGACAUCUCUGCACAGCAAUCUGAUGGAGGCAAUCCUGACAGGUGGAGGCAAGGAUAGACUCAAGAAGAUAUCUGCUUCUGGCCCCAGCAAGCUGAAGAAAGCGACUUAUGUUGAAGAGGAAAAUGAAAGAUCUGCUCUUCUGGCUGCUAUUAGAGCCCAGAGCAACACAGGCAGGCUGAGGAAGACAAAAUCUGAGGCUGCCAAUGAGCUUGAAGAGUUCAGGAAGGCAACCUCUGAUGAGGAGAGAAGUGCAAGCUCUUCCUCUUCUCCUCCCUCUUUGACCUGUUCCUCCCCUGCCUUUGUUCCACCACCACCUCCACCUGUAGUUGCACCUCCACCUCCGCCACCUGUCUUGCCCCUGGGUAAGCCUAGUACUUUGGGACAUCCAAAUGCUAAUGCGGCCAUGAAUCCUGCCUUGGCCAGAGAGGCUAUGCUGGAGGCUAUUCGCUCUGGAUCAGCUGCUGAGAGGCUCAAAAAGGUCUCUGUGCCUACAAAGACCGUCCAAGUGAACGGCAGACUGGGAACCAUUCAAGCAACCUCAUCGACAGUCUCUCAACGCUAAGUGGGGACUCCCUCAUCACAGCAAAAAAGAAUCACUCUUCAUAUUUAAGUUUUAAUUUAGUUACAUUUUUAAACUGUGCUGUUGUAACAAGCUGGUUGAAACCUGGAUCAAGUGAUAAAUAUUUAGUUAAAGAUUUUGCACUUAUAGAAUAGGACAAAUAAAGAUUUGAUGUUAUCUAGAUGUACUAGAUAAAGAAGCUGAGGCCUUAUGCUUAAACUGAUACAGUCUGUAGAGGAACAGCAGGACAGAGAUAUCAUUUUAAUUGUCAUUAUGCUUUCACUUCUGUUAAACUAAAGCAGGAAGCACUUUUAGUGGCCUGAGAAGGGUGUCAUAGGUAAUGCGUGCAGUUGAUGUCACCCACAGUAUCAGAUCAUUCAGCCUCUAACAACUUUAUGAAAAAUGUUUGUGUCCAACUUUCUAACAUGCUGUUGUUCCUUCCUUUAUCUUGCCAUGUGUACUUUAAUUCAGUGGUUGAAAGCAGAACAUUGUACAAAAUUAUGUGCCAAUGAAAGCUAAUGUAACAGUACAUGAAACUUUGUUCAAUUUUUGUUGAUCUUAAUUUUUUUAUUUGCCUUUACUACAGUAAGUUAUGGAUGCCUUAUACUGUUGCUCACACAGUAUUAUGUAUAUGAUGUUUGCUAUACAGAUUCUAUGUAGGGUUUAAUAAGUUGAAUAUGAUGAUGGUUCCAGAUAUGGACUACUUUCUAUUUAAUUUCCACAAUGUAUGAAUAUUUAAAACAUACAUACACUUAAGAAAACCAUGAGGAGAUUCAUGGUGAUGCUUGAAGGGUCACUUUUUUUGCAGGAUUUUGUUUGUUAUGCCAACCUCUGCAGUUCCUGGCCAUUGGAAGACAGAAAUGGUGAUGAAUGCCUUGUGCCUGUUAGUUUAAUAUCUUCAUGUUUUAGAUUCUAACUUUUUUUUUUUUAAUUUGUGCUGCUGUUAGAAAUCUAAAGAUUGACAAGCAUAAUUAGUAACCCACAGAAAUUUAGUUUCUUUUGCUCUUUUUUUUCCCCUUUGCUUUAUGUUGAAAAAGCUUAGAUGAAUUCUCUUGACAUGUAAACAGUUUUGAGGCACUGUUAUUGAUAUAUAUGGUGAAGAUCACCAUUAGAAAAGUAAUUACCACUAUAUAAUGGAUAUUUUAUAUAAGUCAGCAGUUGUAGGAAAGCUGGACUAAGUCAUGUAUUGUCUUAAUUUAAGCAUUUUUGCUUUUCAUUAUACUCAUCUGUCAGGUUUAUCAAGUGGAGGAGCUAUGAAGGGGAGUGGAUGUUGCCUUUAAGUGGUAGACGCUAGUUGAGGUUGGAUGUCUGUGCUAAAUCAUCUUUAGAUUGAAGAUAAACUGCAUCAGGUAGAAAUGUUUGCUGCUGCAUAUUUUGAGGUCAUUUUGAUUUACAGUAUUUGCUUCAGUUUCAGCUCUCAAAUCAUUUUCUCAAAAUUUAUUUGGAUCAUUUACUGAUAAUUUCAUUUCUGCAAGUUGGUUUCUUCCACUGGAAUGACUACAGCACAGUGUAGCAGUUUCAUUUUUUUAAUCUUUGAGAUAUUGUGAUCGAUUUGAUUUAUAUCACCAAUAACGUCAACAUUUUAUAAGCUAUUUUUUUUCUUUCAUGGUAAGAUUGCACAGUUAUUUUUGUUUAGCCCAAAAUUUUUUGAUUCAAUAAAUAACUUUGU
This is a messenger RNA of Melanotaenia boesemani (Boeseman's rainbowfish), 6773 nucleotides long. RefSeq names its product cordon-bleu WH2 repeat protein (gene cobl). The record is from RefSeq and is a predicted model, not a curated record. Gene Ontology annotation, biological process: actin filament network formation; actin filament polymerization. Lineage: Eukaryota; Metazoa; Chordata; Actinopteri; Atheriniformes; Melanotaeniidae. Gene Ontology annotation, cellular component: actin filament; perinuclear region of cytoplasm; axonal growth cone. Gene Ontology annotation, molecular function: actin monomer binding. The transcript is spliced from 18 exons. The coding region runs from base 353 to 5107 and encodes 1584 amino acids.